UAUAUAAAUUAAUUAUAUAACAAUAAAAUAUAAUUUGAUUUCCUCUCUCUCUCUCUCUCUCUCUCUCUCUCCCUAUAUAUAUAUAUAUCUAUCGAUCUACUAUUAUUUUCAGGUGGAGAAAGGAUCGUGAAAUCUUGGAUUAAUAUCGAUGUCGAUGCUCGAUUCCUUCUUCAAGAAGGGAUUCAAUGGACCCAAAUGUAAGACGCUGCUGAAGCUGACGAUUCCGCGCAUAAAGCUGCUACGUAACAGGAGAGAGAUUCAGCUGAAGCAGAUGCGCCGCGAUAUUGCGAAGCUCCUCGAGACCGGCCAAGAGGCUACCGCUCGGAUACGGGUGGAGCAUAUCAUUCGGGAAGAGAAUAUGAUGGCAGCACAAGAGAUUAUCGAGCUUUUCUGUGAGCUUAUUUCCGUCCGCCUUCCAAUUAUUGAAACACAGAGGGAAUGUCCUCUAGAUUUGAAAGAAGCAAUUUCCAGUAUAUGCUUUGCUGCGCCAAGAUGCUCAGACUUACCAGAACUACAGCAGGUUCAGAUGCUAUUUGCUUCCAAAUAUGGAAAGGAAUUUGUUGCGGCUGCAACUGAACUCAUGCCAGAUUGUGGUGUUAAUCGCCAGAUGAUUGAACUGCUAUCGGUCCGUGCCCCUUCCGUUGAAGUAAAACUGAAGUUGCUCAAGGAAAUUGCUGAAGAGCAUGAGUUAGAUUGGGAUCCAGCUGCCACCGAAUCGGAGUUUACAAAACCACACGAAGAUCUUUUGAAUGGUCCAACCCAAUUCAUCAGUGGGUCCAAAUUGCCUCUUCCUAAAGAGAAACACGAUGGACCAUUAUCCUCCACUCACAUCCAAGCACCCAGUGAUCAAUCAGAUUUGGAUCCCAGCCUUGAUUCUUUAGAUCUUCCAGAAGUUCCAAAAGUUUUGCUUCAACCAGGUCCCACAACCGUCACAGCCCCAGAAAUGGCUUCAUUCCAUCCAUCGUCUGCAGAUUUGGGAUCUGAUAGUGAAGUUACGAAAUCGACUCAUCAACCAGGUCCUGCUACUGUAUCAGCCCCAGAAAUGGUUUCAUCCCAUCCAGCAGCCUCUUCAGAUUCUGCAUCUGAUGAUGAAGUUGCAAAAUCAACUCGAGCUAAGGAAGAUGUCUUGCCUGAGUAUUGUUGGGAACCUGACACCAUUGAGCCGGAGAAAUCAUUUACUUCCCCAUAUGUGCCGCCUGACACUUCAACCAGUAUAACAGAAGAAAAACAAUUCCUUCCAUUUGUCUCCUCCCCAUCCUUAUCUUCUGCAUCAUUUUCUGAGAGGCGAAGCGAGCCUGCCCGCGCCCUUUCAAGGGCCAAAAGCGAGAUAAAUGUAGACAUGCAGGAUGUCCUGGCUGCUGCUCAUGCUGCUGCAGAAACUGCUGAACGUGCAGCAGCAGCUGCACGCUCAGUGGCAAGCCUCGCGCAGGUCAGGAUCACCGAGCUCCUCAAUAGAAGAAACGGAAGUGUCUCUGAGAACAAGAACAACAUAAGCACAUUCCCUGUGGAUGGACCAGAUCGGCCAUCUGUCACAGUCACACCAGCAUUCGAUGGCCAACAAUCUUUUGCAGGUAAAGUUGCUGCAUCACAUUCAUGGGAUUCUCAUCCAGAUCAAGGAUCAGGCCAUAUGUCUGACACACCCAAGACGGAACCUGAAGCACCUGAUUCUAAAGAGCAAGUUCUCAAACAUCAGUCUGCUCAUCAACCUCUGCGAUCCACCUCAUUGGAGGAUGACCCAUAUUUCUCGUACCCCAACCUGUUUACACCACCGGACUCGAACCUCAGAUCUGGCACAUAUUCACCCGUGGACAAUUCAAGAUCUGAUCAUAGAUCUGAGUAGGAUUGUUUACUUAAAGGUGCCUUUGUUAUUGGUUCAGUAGCUAUGCUGGUGAGAUUGUUAUCAGAUUUUAUACAGGGUAUGGGUUAUGUGAGUAAUUCAGUUUUACGAGGAAAAAGAGUGUAAUAUAUGCCCUCUAUUGGUGUGCACUCUCUACAGAGCAUUAUCUAGGUGUAAUAUUUGUUAAUGGCUUCUGCAGUGGUGAAACUCAUACCAAAGCAUUAGUUACGGGACCUUGUGAUUGAAUAUUACUAUGGGGGUUGCCUCUCUUCUGCUUCA
This is a messenger RNA of Magnolia sinica, 2116 nucleotides long. RefSeq lists its product as uncharacterized. Bases 149 to 1840 code for a protein of 563 amino acids. Lineage: Eukaryota; Viridiplantae; Streptophyta; Magnoliopsida; Magnoliales; Magnoliaceae. The transcript is spliced from 6 exons. Gene Ontology annotation, biological process: protein transport. The record is from RefSeq and is a predicted model, not a curated record.